Amoebophrya sp. A25 is the source of this 1065-nucleotide messenger RNA. The record is from the annotation of a GenBank genome assembly. NCBI's taxonomy places the organism in Eukaryota, Dinophyceae, Syndiniales, Amoebophryaceae.
AGUGCUUUUAAUGCAUUACUUUGGGGGAAAGUCAGUGUUACUAUCUUGCUUUUUUCUAGUGCUUUAUAAUGGUUUAAAAAUAUUUCUCAACUAGUUGGAUUUUAUAGCAUGAGGAUGUGUAUUGUAGUUGAUGUUUGAUUAUUUCGUCAAGAAAACAUGUUGGCAAAGCUGAUAGAACGAGAAAAGACGCAAUGUCUUACGAAAGAUGGGAGCAAGAUCCAGGACCGAGUAGCCGGCAUGUUCGCCGAAGGCUACGGUUAUAAUGAUUCAAACGGACUCUCGGUCGGGAUAGAGCAAGCAACGAUCCUGUGCGGGGGUUUGUGCGCCGUUGCGCCUACUGCUGCAAUUGAAACAUGUCGAAAAUUCCGAUCUGAUUUACCCUUGGUUGUUGUUCGAGAAGGUGACGGGAGCGGUCGGUGCAUGAGGUGCCGGGGAGGUCGUGGUGGUGUUGCAGACAAAUCUGCUAAGCAGUAUUUUGUUAGGUCCAGCAUCUGUGGGUUUCCGAUUGAAUCACGAAAAAGAGCACGACAAAAUAGUAGCACUCUCCCUGAUGUCACCAGGAUAGAUGUAGAAGCCUGGGCAAGAUCUCUAGAACUGAGAAGCGCCGCUACUUCUUCCUCUUCUUCGGCCAGUAGUAGCACUACAACUACAACUACAACUACAAAGUGUGUUUUUGGGAACGGGGAGCGCCAGCGGUCAAAGACGCUCCCAUAUGCAAAGCUGUUCAUUCCGACGAUGUUGCGGAACAAUCGCGUAGGGGAGUUUUUCAGUAAGCAAGACCUUCAUGAAUUGCAAGCAUUGGAUGCUGAGUUGAAGGAACGGGAUGCGUGCGCUCUAUUCGUUCCUAUUGGAGACACCGGAGGUCUGGCGGAAAUACUUGAUGCCUGUAUGACCGUACUUCUUAGCCCUGGCCUGGACAGAAUCGUUUGCUUUGGAUGCCGGUGCUUUAUGCACCAAGUGGGCACUGCAGAGGAGGAGCUGAUUGAAGAACUACUACGCUUGUGUGGAAUAAGCAAGAAGCGCUGGGAAAAGCGAUCAUAUUUGCAGGCCCUUUUUUUAAUUUGA